AUGUAGUUUGUUAUAGUUACCAGUCUUUUCUCUCAGUGUGCGGAUCAUUAUGCCGAAUAUGUUUCGAAUACGUUCUUUAUAUAACAGCAGAUUUUAUUACUUUCUAUUAAAUAAAAGAUAUAAUAUUUAUAUAUUAUUUAGAAGAUAAGAGAUAUUAUUUAGAUUAUUAUUUUUAUUAUUUUUAUUUUUAUUAUUAUUUUAUUAUUUUAUUAUUAUUUUUAUUAAAUAAAAGAUAUUAACAAGAUAUUAUUUUCUAAUAAAUAAAAUAAAAGAUUAAACUUACGAUAAAAUUUAUGGGGCUCUAAUCGUUGAUAUUAUGACAGGCGUACAGUUGACUUGUUGCGUGUAUUAAAACGUCACUCUCGUAGUAAGGGUGUUUCACAGAUAUAAGCCGUGGAACAGUCCCAUAUUAAUAGUCACGUGCUCAUCGAUCCGCCUUUGUUAUCCUUCGGGGGUUGAAUCGGCACCGGAGCCUCGUGCGUAUUCGAAAGAUAUAAAAGUCGAUAGCGAUCGACCCCGGGGAAGCCUAUUGCAUUCAAUGGCCUAUCCCUCCUCGCAUUCGUAGAUUCUAUCGGGUAUUCGCGAUAUGUUCGUACAAGCUGAGCGAGCAUGUCGCAUCCCACUCGAUUCACGAGCGCUGUUUCCAUACUCCGCUGAAAUUAAUUGGCCGAGUAAUGGCCGAGAAGUCAAAUUUAUCGUGGCUUAGUCGCCGCGCGCGCGCGGCAAAUUCCCGCAUCGACAUACUCGCGAUAAUCCACGUUGUUAUUCUACUUUAACCGCGGAUUAUUAUUAUUAAUCGAUCUCCUCUACAAUCUUGCGCGGCGAUUUAUCGCGCCGCUAUCAAUAUCUCGUGGGCGUGCGUAACGAUCGUAUAAAUAUCGAGCGACAACUUUAUUUGUUACCACCAUUCUUACGCCGUCGCGGCCCAUUGAUUUAUGGAAGGAGGGUUUAUCGGAAUCAAAAGUUUAUAUCGUUACGACUUCACGCGGCGCGGCUCGUAAAUUCCGCGCGGUUUCGGAGUCUGGCCUGGCCUGAUCUGGCAUGGUCUGGCCGCCGCAUUGCGCCGCCGAUUACUCUUAUAUUUCAAUAUAAUUUACACCCACUUACCCUUCAAACCCGAACGAUAAAAUGAGUGAUUUAGAAUCGCAGACUCAUCGAGAGCUUUCACUUAUUUUCGCUCUCGUACUACUCCUGGCCGUUUUAUCCGAUCAAAGGAUUCGAUUUCGUACAAUAACAAUGAACACCAGUGGUUCGUGUCGCAACGUGUUCUGCAUUGCGAUUUUAUGUAUAGUAUACUGACAAAAUUGCACUUUUAAGAUAUUAGAAAUUAACUGUUCAGGUGAAUAAGAGGACCAUUCGUAUCCAGACAUCUAUAUACAUUCAAAGAAAUAUGAGAUCAAAAACAUUAUAGACAAAAAUGAAUGAAAUUUGAAUAAGUAUGACUCCGUGAAAAAUCAUCAUAUGCAUAUUCUUUUUUUAAAUUUAGGGGUAAAUUAUUUACUGUAAGAAGUUAUUGUUAGAUUGUUGUUUGAUGACAUCUUUGAUUUGCUAUUCCUCCAAAAGUAAGGACGUGAUUUUUAUGGUAAAAUCUACAUAUUUUGAUGGAAUUCAUAAAACUUGUAGCUUUAUGCAUUUCAUUUACGGGUUCAUAUAUAGAUCGAUUUUUUCCCUUCAAUUUAAAAUCAAUGAAAUUACGGGUACAAUAUUUUUCGCAAAAAUAUGUCACACAUACACAUAUUCCAAAGUUAUCCGUCAUUUUCAUCAUUUAUCACCGGUAUUGGCAUUAACCAUGGAUCACGAAAUAGUUGUCGGUCGGAUUUUGGAUAUCGUGCGCGUGCACGUAUGUUUAAUGCGUUCGAUUAUGUGUAAAUGUGUAUAUAUAUGUACGUACAUAAAUUUGCAUGUUAGAUAUGUAAAAUUGAGUUUUGGAUUUUAAUAUUGAGUAUUUGAGAGGUUUGGGAAGGCUAUCAAUCUACAAGCAUUAAAAAAAAUGCUAAUUCAAAUCUGAAAUGAAAUUCCUGAAGAGGAAAUAAGGGCCUGUGUCAACAUGCACUGACAGCUGGAAGAAGUGAUUACAUUUCGAGAGAGGAAUAUCCGACAUCAAACCGCUGGCGAUGCUGCGGUCGGCGGAUCACCUUCUUCUGCAUCCGAGCGGCGAGAUCGCGCUCCGAUUAUGAUGUGAGCUACUGAAGGUGGAAUCCUCAGGAAUCGCGAGGUCCUCGUAAUGGAGGCGGGACCAAAGCAACAGCAGCAGUCGCCGCAACAGCAACCGCCCCAGCAGCAGUCGCCGCAGCAGCAAUCCCCUCAGCAGCAUCAGCAGCAGCAGCAGCAGCAGCAGCAGCAGCAGCAGCAGCAGAACUCUCCCGGUGCUGGCGGUGCGGUUCAGCCUCAGGGCCAGGUCGUUGUACCUCAGGGUGGCGGCGCGACGCAGGGUCAAGGUCAGCAGACGCAGGAUGUGCUCGCAACGGCGGAGAACACCCCCGUCGACGAGGGUGUGCUGCUCGCCAGGGUCCACGUGCCCGAGCUCUAUGUCAGCAAGUGUCUACAGUUUCCCAAGGAUCAGCUGGUCUGGGAUGUGAAGCAGCAAUGCCUGGCGUCCUUGCCCAAGGUGGCCACUUGGUACAGGGAGCUGAAAGAGAGCUUCAAUUACGGCCUCUUCUGCCCGCCGGUGAAUGGAAAAGCCGGGAAAUUCCUGGACGAGGAGCGUCGCCUCGGCGAUUACCCCUUCAAUGGACCUGUCGGGUACUUGGAGCUCAAGUACAAAAGGCGGGUGUACAAGAUGCUGCAUUUGGACGAGAAGCAGCUCAAGGCAAUGCACACCAGGACGAAUUUGCGAAGGUUACUGGAUUAUGUGGCGAGUAGUCAGGUGGAGAAGAUCGCAAAGAUGUGCAGCAAGGGGUUGGAUCCCAAUUUCCACUGUCAGGAGACAGGAGAAACGCCGUUGACCUUGGCGACAACUUUAAAAAAGCCGUCAAAAGUCAUAAUCGCAUUAGUCAAUGGCGGCGCUCUGCUGGACUAUCGAACGAAGGAAGGCUUGACGGCGAUGCACCGCGCCGUUGAGAGAAACAGUCUGGAGGCGGUGAAAACGCUUCUGGAGCUGGGGGCCAGUCCGAACUACAAGGAUACGAAGGGCCUGACGCCGCUCUAUUACAGCGUCAUCUACAAAACCGAUCCGAUGCUCUGCGAAACGUUGCUUCACGAUCACGCGACGAUAGGAGCGCAGGAUCUCCAGGGCUGGCAGGAAGUUCAUCAGGCAUGUCGCAACAAUCUGGUGCAGCAUCUGGACCACCUGCUUUUCUACGGCGCUGACAUGAACGCGCGCAACGCGUCCGGUAACACGCCGCUGCACGUGUGCGCGGUGAAUAACACGGACGCCUCGUGUAUACGUCAGCUACUCUUCAGGGGCGCGCAGAAGGACAGCCUGAACUACGCGAACCAAACGCCGUACCAAGUCGCCGUGAUCGCCGGCAACAUGGAGCUCGCCGAAGUCAUCAAGAACUAUCAGCCGGAGGAAGUCGUACCGUUUAAAGGGCCGCCACGCUACAACCCGAAGCGACGCUCGGUGGCCUUUGCCGGCACCUCAAUGAUGACGACGAGCUGCUCGGCGAGUAAUCUGGGCACCCUCACCAGGAUACCGUCCACCGAACAGCACGCCGCGGCGUCUAUCGCCGCCGGCGGCACCCUCACCAGAACCGUCUCGGUGGAACAGUACGCGAGUAUCACGAGAGUAUCGUCCGCUGAGCAAUACGCCACCGCGGCGAAUCUGAACCGAGUACCGUCCACGGAGCAACCGUACCCUCCACCACCUCCGUCGUCCACCAGCGGUGGCACGCUCGUCCGGGUCGCGUCCGAGGAGAAGUACGCGCAGCACGGUGUGCUGAGCAGAGCCUCCUCCGGCGAACGAUACGACCCGGUCGCCACCCUGACCAGAGUACCGUCCUCUUCCGAGAAGUACCCGACCAGUACACUGACCAGAGUACCGUCCACGGAGCAGUACCCGGCCGUCGCGGCGAGCCUGAGUAGAGUACCGUCCACGGAACAGUAUCCCUCCAGCGGUAGUGUCGUAAACGUGGAGUCGACCGCCGCGAGCCACCAUCACGGAAGCCUCGGCAGAGUACCGUCCGUAGAGUCAAGCAGUCGAAACGACUUACCGAGAAUACCGUCCGAACAGAACGGCCACCGACUGACGUCGGAGUACCAGAGCCCGAACUCCUUGAGAGAUCCUAACGCGAGAUUACCGGCAGCCGCGGAGAAUUAUCAGAACUUAAGAAUGGAGGGUCUGACGAGGCUGCAAGAGCACCGGCUCGAGCUGCAGCACCGCCUCGAUAUGCACAGAACGAUGGAGAUGCCGCCGUCGCCGUCGCCGAGCAGCAGGAGUUUAGCGCCUUUCAGCUCGGCCAGCUCGAGCUUGUCCGAAGGCAGCAAUCAACCGUCCGGCGAGGACUCGGCCAGCAUCGUCACAGACAAGAGCCUCGGCGACACAGCGUCCGACGUGAUCAGCGACAGUUCCGGAGUGGGAACCUCGCAGUCCGACACGACCAAUUCGUUAUCCAUUCCCGGUACGACGGUGGUCUGUGUCGAAAGUUACAACAGCGGCAUCACCGGGCACCUGACUAUCAAUCAAGGCGACAUCCUCGAAGUCACCGGUGCUACUGACUGCGGCCUCCUGGAAGGGGUCCUGCGCGGACAAGGAACUGGCCUGUUUCCUGCGCAUUGCGUUCAGGAGGUCAGACUGCGUCACACAAAUAUACCGUUGGGCCCACAACCCGCCAGAGACGGACGGAACAGAGUCUUGGGCCGCAGAGAAUCACAGCACAAGUACUUUGCUACUGCGCCCAGAUUAAAGAAGCCUGUCACGUCGGAACCCCGUACUGUCGUUCUUCAUCGCUCGAGAAAAGGUUUUGGUUUCGUGCUACGUGGCGCCAAGGCCACUUCGCCGCUCAUGGAAUUGACGCCGUCCGCCAGAUAUCCGGCGCUGCAGUAUUUGGACGACGUCGAUCAAGGAGGUGUGGCGGAUCUAGCGGGACUCCGGAAAGGAGAUUUUCUUAUUCAAAUCAAUGGUGAGGACGUGACGACGGCGUCCCAUGAACGUGUGGUCGAUUUGAUCAGAAAGUCGGGAGAGUUGGUGCGAAUGACCGUGGUCUCGCCGGUGAUCAGUCUUCCGAAUUCCCAAUCGGCGGCUGCAUUGCCAACUAGUCAACCCAUCCAGAGACAGUAUGCAACUUUACCGCGCAAGGGCAAUAACAACGUGGUGAUUGGUGGUACGCUUGGCAGGUCUCCAGCUCCCGUGCCACCGCGAAGGGACCCAAAGACCACGUUAAGUGUAGGUCGAGCGAGAGCGCGGUCGAUGGUCGCAGGAUUAGAAGGAGGUGGUGAGAGAGAUGAUCGUGAUGAGAUCGCGUCGACGGGCGCAAAGUCGAGCAGCGCGGAAUCGAUCCAUCUGCCGCAGCAGCCGUCGACCGGAACCAACACCGGUCAAAACACGCCGGUGCAACCGCGAACAGCCAGCAUCCGGUCCAGACCGACCUCCAGCAGGAUCACCGCUGCGGAACUCGAAGAACUAUUUCAGCGGCAGCAGGGUAGCGCCGGCAGUCAGUACAGCUCGUCCAUGAUGAGCUCUCACUUUCAGACCGGUCAGUCUACCAAGUCGCAUCCGUCGUCGCCCGCUAAGACCGGCAGGGUGUACGCGAGCGUGGCGGAGAUGAAGCGCAAGGGCAAAUCGCACUCGAGAGUACGCUUCUUCGGUGGCUUGGGCGGCGGUUCCGAUCUUCACAGAGACUUCCAUAGCACGCCUGAUCUCAAUGUGCAAGUGCAGUCGUCGUCCCUCCUGGCUCCCAAAGGACACAGAAGCCAGGAGGACGUAAACGCCCUGAACGGUAGAAACGGGCUUCCACCACCGAACCAUCCGCCGCCACCUCCGCCGGUCGGACAAGUCGUUAAAGUGAAUGUCGGUGCCAACGUACCGGACGUUGUUACUCCGGCUUCCGUUUACGACAACAUGGCGCACAUUCAACAAGUCAAAGAAUUAGCGGCGGCCACGGUCGAGGGUGUCUACGGUGUAAUGUCGAGCUUCCGACCGUCGAACAGUGCAAAGUUGUACGCCUCACCGGAGGACAUGAAAACCGUCGGAUAUCGUUCGCGUAGUUUACCGGCGACUCGCUCACACAUCAGGAAGUCCCACAGUCUCCGCGCGCCCAACACGACGUUCAAGCCGCCCGGUAGCCAACAGACGUUAAACAACAACGCGGUGGCUAAUAGCUGCGCCAACGGAAAUGCCAACAACCAGUACGCGCAGCCGUUGAAGACCAACAGGAGUCACAGCAUGGUCGGCAUCCGCGAGCGCAAGAAGAAGAGCAUGAGCGCUAGCUCAUCCGUCACGAAUCUCUCGUCGAUCGUGUCGUCCGGCGCCAAUGGUGGGCCCACACCGCCCAGCUCGGCGCCGCCGAUCCCCGAGCCGGAUUACAGUCUGUCGGAAUCGGAGAACGAUGACGACGAGGGCGAAGACGAGACGGACGAGGACGGUGAGUCGGAAAUUGCGAAGGAGCUGGAGAAGGCAGCUGCGCGCGAGAAACUCGAAGCGACGCGAGAAACAUCGGGCAAUUCCAACACAUCCGGCUCGAGUUCGUCGGGUAGCGGCUCAUUGCCGCAUUCAUUCAGCGUCGAGGAAAUUCAGAAGGUGCGCACACAGCUGAAGUCCUCCAAGAGUCAUCCAAACGACUUUUUGCUACAGCAGACACAGCAAUCGCUCGCCGAGGAUGGUGACAAUAGUUCGAGCGGUGUCAGUUCCGAUCAAGAUAUACCGGUGGGUCCGCCCAUGGGUUUCGACGACACCGCCAAUCUGCGGAAUCUCGUCAAUGAGAGUAAUCAGCAUUCGGGUGCGACUUUGAUGACUGUUGGUCCGAUGGAGAAGGAGGGCAGCAAUCCCAAAAUUCGAUCGGGCUACGGAGGCAGUGGUCUGUUGACCAGGCAUGCGGUCAGUCUGGCCCAACUACCGCCACCGAUCGAGGCUGACGCCGAAGAACAAAACAACGAUAUGUUCGUGCCACCGCCACCGGAAUUCAACGCCGGCCCGUCUGCCGGCCAGGACGAGAUGGUAUUUGCACCGCCGCCACAGUUCUGCGACAACCGACAGCAACAACAGCAGCAACAGCAGCAGCAGCAACAGCAGCAGCAACAACAACAGCAACAACAACAGCAGCAGCAACAACAACAACAACAGCAAACUCCACAGAACCGCGUGAAGAUAAUUGGCGCGAUACCCAAAGUCGUCGGGAAUCAAGUGAAAGCGUCGGGUGGCGGACGGUUGCAGUAA
Messenger RNA from Odontomachus brunneus, 7312 nucleotides. RefSeq names its product SH3 and multiple ankyrin repeat domains protein 1-like (gene Prosap). The record is from RefSeq and is a predicted model, not a curated record. Gene Ontology annotation, molecular function: ionotropic glutamate receptor binding; synaptic receptor adaptor activity. The transcript has 18 exons. Gene Ontology annotation, cellular component: postsynaptic membrane; postsynaptic density; dendritic spine. Bases 2225 to 7312 code for a protein of 1695 amino acids. Lineage: Eukaryota; Metazoa; Arthropoda; Insecta; Hymenoptera; Formicidae.